AUGUCAGGUCGUGGUAAAGGAGGUAAAGGACUUGGAAAAGGAGGCGCCAAGCGUCAUCGUAAAAUCUUACGAGACAACAUCCAGGGAAUCACAAAGCCCGCCAUUCGUCGUCUUGCUCGUCGUGGUGGUGUGAAACGUAUCUCUGGUUUGAUCUAUGAAGAAACUCGCGGUGUUCUCAAAGUUUUCCUCGAGAAUGUGAUCCGUGAUGCCGUCACCUACACUGAGCACGCCAAGAGAAAGACUGUCACUGCCAUGGAUGUUGUCUAUGCCUUGAAACGACAAGGACGAACCCUCUACGGCUUCGGUGGUUAGGUCAAUCUCGUGUCAAGACAAAGAAAUAACAAAAACCGGCUCUUUUAAGAGCCACCACUUUCUCAAAAGAAUAUAUACGAUCUCGAUUCAUAAAUACUCUGAUAUUGCACAUUUCUAUAUGCUACCACUAUUAUUAAUAUCUACCUAUAUUGCUUUUGCAGGUUUAAAUGUAAGAAUCAAUACAUUUCCCAAUGCCGAUGUGUGUUAUCAUAUAAAACUACCAUGCAACGCUAGACAUGCACAUACUAUAGACUAAGACAUGUAUGUAGCCGUGAGUUUGGAUUGUUCCAAAUGGGCUUAGGAAACCUUGCGCUUCUGCGAAGCAUUGCUAUCCGUGCGAAACCCUCUUCGCUGUUUGUGUAUAUAAAUCGAUACUAAUAAGGAACCAACAUUUCAGAUAAGAUACGAAAUCCUGAUACGAAAUAUGAUAUUGGAUGAGCACGAGAGCUAAGAGCUUACGACCGCCGCGUUCUACAAAUGAUUUUCCCCAUUUAAUCUAGCUUACUUGAAAUAGCAUUUUUUAAAAGAACGACUCAGUUCAACGUUUAUAACGCUGAUAUAAACGUUGUUCGACGUG
Molecule: messenger RNA, 889 nt
Organism: Paramuricea clavata
Lineage: Eukaryota; Metazoa; Cnidaria; Anthozoa; Malacalcyonacea; Plexauridae
Source: the annotation of a GenBank genome assembly